This is a messenger RNA of Tachysurus vachellii, 3868 nucleotides long. It is a transcript of the gene fut8b, whose product is annotated as fucosyltransferase 8b (alpha (1,6) fucosyltransferase). Gene Ontology annotation, molecular function: glycoprotein 6-alpha-L-fucosyltransferase activity; protein binding. Lineage: Eukaryota; Metazoa; Chordata; Actinopteri; Siluriformes; Bagridae. The transcript has 10 exons. Gene Ontology annotation, biological process: protein N-linked glycosylation. Gene Ontology annotation, cellular component: Golgi cisterna membrane. The record is from RefSeq and is a predicted model, not a curated record. The coding region runs from base 1548 to 3314 and encodes 588 amino acids.
CUGCUACUGGUGCUGAUGCUGUUUGGUCACGUUUGCGCGGCGGCAGAUGCACGAGCUGCUUUGCCGUUUUUCUUCACACCGGAGUGUCUUCAGUUACACUCGCAAAGGGAAUUCUGACUCAACGAUUCAGCAUCUCUCCAUUCGGGAGACACGGAUCAGAACCAAAGUGUGCAAGUGAGCUGAGAAGAAGGGAAGCAGGGAAGAAUCUGAGACUGAGACAGCUCUCUUUAAAAGCAGACAAUCUCCAUCUCCAUCUCAAUCUCCACACCAGGUGCUCUGAUCUACUUUAGCCAUUUAAUGAACAACAAGACAGCAAUAAUCUCUCAACACAAAUCUGCUGGACCAAACAACAAAAAAGCAGCAUGUCACAGCAUCGUUCCUGACUUGCCUUUGAUGUUCUAGUGUCUCAUACCAUGCUGAUUAAAGUGCACAUGGAAGGACAAUCCAAUAUCAAAUAAAGACGAAUCAGCAAAAUCUAACACUUCCUCUCCCCUAAUCUGCUUUAUUUCCUUCUAAGUGGCGUCAUGGUGUCUCCUGCCGAGACGAUCGUAUCAGAGGAGGGCAGACAAGCAGGAAACUGGGACAGCUGAGUCUAAAAAAAAAAAACAAAGAUAUAGUGACUCACAAAUAAAUAAAAAAAAAAAACAGCAGCACAAAACAACAUGAAUUAGGUCCUUCAGGUCAUUAUCUAAAAUAUUGGACAACCAAUGACAUCCUUCUUCCUUUAUGAUGAUCCCAUAUUGAAUAAAUAAGAUCAAGCAAAUCAUUGGCUAUAGGUCGCCUGAAAACACUAAGCGAAACAACUACUACUACUGCUACUACUACUAAUAAUAACAAUAAAACAUAUGUAAGUUGAAGCAUGAUUUGUCCCUAAUCAGCUUUCUCUCCAUGAUAUCACAAUUUUGCUAAAAAGAAAAAGAGCAGAUAACAAAAAAAAAUUAUAAAAAAUACCAUCCUGCUUCACAGCUGUUAACUCUUGAGAUUGCCCCCAUGGUGAUGAAAUUAGAGGCAAAAAAAAAAAAAACAGAAAAUUAGCAGCAUGACUCGUCCCAAGCCUACUUUAUUUUCUCUGUGAUGUACGCAUUAACACGGACGAGGACAAAAAACAAUGCUCCUUCAGCACAAAUCAACCAAAAUCAACACCUAAUGAGAAAAAAUGGCUGCCCAAUAGAGGUUUCUCAUUUCUAACUUCUUUAUUUAUUGCUUCCAUGAUGUCCACAUGCUAAUAAAGUCGACAAAUUUGGACAAAUGAACCAAUGAACAAAUGGCAACAAAACCAACACUUUACUUUCUCAUACUGUCUUCAUCUUUGCUUCCAUCCCCACUGUGAUUGAAUUGCACGGGAACAGACAAACAGGCAAGAUAACAGAAAAACUUGCUCCGAAAGCAAACUUGUCCCUUCGCAGUCUACCUCGUCUCUGUGCAAUGUCCCCUUGCUGAUCAGAGUGGACGUGGAUGGACAACCUAAUAGCAAAAAACCCUCCCAUCCCUGGCUACUCCAUUAUGUCUUAGUGUUGUGAUUAAAGUGGACGUGGACAAGGGACAACAUGCGUUUGUGGACAACGUCCUGGCGCUGGGUGGCAUUGGUGCUGUUGGCCUGGGCGAUGCUGCUCUUCUUUAUGGGUGGCCACCUGGUGCGUGAGAGCCAACACACACACGAAACGACACACACACGCAGAGAGCUCGCCAACAUCCUCACCAAGCUUGAGCGUCUUAAACAGCAGAACCAUGAGCUGCGGCGCAUGGCACAGGCCCUAAGAAUACCUGAAGGACAGUCUGUUAAACCCGUCUCUGCAGGUCGGGUGCGUCUUUUAGAGGAGCAGCUUAACAGAGCCAAGCAGGAGAUCCGCAGCUAUCAGAGAGUGUUUGGAGAUGUAGGCCCUGGCCGUGUGCAAGAAGACUACAGAAGGAAAGUGGAGAGAGGUGUGAGGGAGUUUUGGUAUUUUCUGCGUAGCGAGGUGAAAAAGCUGAGCCACGUAGAUCCAGCUGCGUUGCAGACGCACAUCGAUACACUGCUGCAAGAUCUCGGACACCAACAGAGGUCCAUCCUGACAGAUCUUCACUACCUGAGCCAAGCUGAUGGAGCAGGUGAUUGGAGGGAAAAGGAAGCAAAGGAUCUUUCCAAUCUGGUGCAGAACAGGAUCUCCUACCUGCAGAAUCCUCCAGACUGCAGUAAGGCGCGCAAGUUGGUGUGUAACAUUAAUAAGGGCUGUGGUUAUGGCUGCCAGCUGCACCAUGUGGUUUACUGCUUCAUGAUUGCGUACGGCACUGAGCGCACACUUGUCCUAGAGUCCCACAGCUGGCGCUACGCCCCUAAUGGGUGGGAGACAGUGUUCAGACCUCUAAGCAACACCUGCACCGAGCGCACAGGAGCAACCACCGGACACUGGACAGGGGAGGAUCAUGAUCGGGAUGUGCAGGUGGUGGAGUUGCCCAUCGUGGACAGUCUUCACCCCCGACCACCCUACUUGCCUCUGGCCAUCCCUGAGGAUUUGGCCCCACGGCUUCAGAGGCUGCACGGAGACCCCUCCGUCUGGUGGGUGUCUCAGUUCGUCAAGUACCUGGUGCGUCCUCAGCCAUGGCUGGAGAAAGAGAUGCAGGAAGCUGGCAUCAAACUGGGUUUCAAACACCCCAUCAUUGGUGUGCAUGUGAGGCGUACAGAUAAAGUGGGCACGGAGGCUGCAUUUCACCCCAUAGAGGAGUACAUGCUGCAUGUGGAGGAACAGUUCCAACUCAUGGCCCAGCGCAUGCAGCUGGAUAAAAAGAGAGUGUACCUGGCAACCGACGACCCUUCACUGUUACAGGAGGCCAAGAACAAAUACCCCGAUUAUGAGUUCAUCAGUGAUAAUUCCAUCUCGUGGUCGGCUGGACUGCAUAACCGCUACACAGAGAACUCUCUCAAGGGAGUCAUCCUGGACAUCCAUUUCUUGUCUCAGACUGACUUCCUAGUCUGUACAUUCUCCUCACAGGUGUGCCGUGUGGCCUAUGAGAUCAUGCAGACAUUACAUCCAGAUGCUUCAUCCUACUUCUACUCUCUGGAUGACAUCUACUAUUUCGGCGGGCAAAAUGCUCACAACCAGAUAGCCAUCUAUGCACAUCGGCCACGCACUGCUGAGGACGUUGCCCUGGAGCCCGGAGAUGUUAUUGGCGUUGCUGGAAACCACUGGGACGGUUACUCCAAAGGACUGAAUCGCAGACUAGGGCGCACUGGCCUCUAUCCAUCUUACAAAGUGAAGGAGAAAAUCGAGACGGUGAAAUACCCCACCUACCCCAAGGCAGACAAACUGCUCAACUCAGAAAAUAGAGGGAAAUAAACUGAAAGAGACAGUAAGAGACUUUAAAAACAGAGAGACGUGAAGAGACUGAACCAGACGGAGACAGCUAGAGACAAAAGAGACAGGGUGAGAAUAAUCCCAAAGUAUUUUUUCCUGUACAAAGCUUAAUGAUAAAGGACAGAAAAUAAGACAUAGUCCACAAAAAGAUACAUGCUGUCAUGUGUGUGUAUGUGUGUGAGUUAAACAGAGAUGAUGCCAAGAGACAAAGAAAUAGAGAUUGAAGAAGAAGAAAAAAGAUUGAAAUACAAUGGUAUUGAAAGAAAAAAAUAUCAAGAGACAGACAGAGAGAUAUGGAAAGAGACAGAGAAAAAAGACAAAGAGAGAUAGAAAAUGACAGAAUUAUACACAACGAGAUGGAAACAGAUAGAGACAAAGACAGAGAAAAGAAAGAAUGGUCUAAAAACAUGAUAAGAGAUCAAUUGUGAGGUAAAGAAGGAGGCAGAUGAACGGGAAGAAACACACAGAGACAGAAAGAGAUUGACAAAGGAGAGAGACAUCAGCGACAAAGAUGGAAAAAGAGAAAGAGGUGAAAA